ACAUUGCCAUUACAUCUCUUCAGUGACAUUUGUGUAAUAUUUACAAAUCACUUUACAUUACCGUCUUUGUUUAUACCGUCUUUUUUUAGGGUCUUUGUUUAUAAGUUUAUUCCAGAUUAUUAGAAUUUAGAACAAUGUCCGAAGGACCCUUAAGUUACGCUAAUGAUCCAAGAACACCUUGCAAGUAUGGCGCGAAAUGCUAUCAGAAAAACCCAGAGCACCAUAGAUCUUACAAACACCCGCCAAUAGAUGAUUUAAAGAAAUUUAAUAAAAAUAAACGUGGUAAAGCGCGAAAUUCUCCAUACGCAAGAAAUAAAAAUACAUUUACAAAAGGAACAGAAGUUUCGGCUUCAACUACUCACGCAAGUUCAAGCGAUGGCAAAAAACCUGAGGAUGAUAUUUCCGUGACAACGACUACUGAUCAAAAAAAGGAAGAUACAUACAAAGAUUUACCUUUAGUGACCUUAACUGAAAAUUCACAGCUUUAUGAUAAAUCUGAAGAUAAUAAGUUGUACAGUGAAUUAUUCCUUGUUGAGAUGCCUCCGGAUUUCUUCCAGUUUUACAAAUGUUUGAGUGAGGAAAAAUCUGUAGAAAAGACUUUAGCUAAUGUGAACUUGCAAUUGAUUGGUCCAUACGAUUUAUUGUUAGGUAAACUUCCUAUUUUAGAUGACAAAGAACUGUACUUAGUUCAUUGGCGAUUUUUCUUUGAUCCUCCAGAGUUUCAGGCAGUUUUAAAGAAGAAAGGGAAAAGUGAAUUUCAUAUAGGUUACUACAGAGAUGAUCCUGAGAGUAAGCCAGUAUUUGUUGCGAGCAAUGAUAGUGGAAAGGAUUGCCUUAUACAACCACUGGCCGACAAUAUUUUUGCAGCUGUUUAUAACUAUUUGCAAAAUGAGAAAAAGACAUCCCCAUUCUUAAGUUUACCAUGUCAAAAACUAAUGGAUAAAAUAAAAAAAUGGGCUAGUGAGAAUAAUUAUUCACUAGAUGAAUAUGACAGAAAGAAAAGAUUGCCAGUAACCAAGACAUUGCACGGUGCUGGAAUUGUUGUACCUUUUAACAAGAAAACUGAAUUAGGAUACAGGCCACUGGUUGAAAGCAAUGCAAAGCUAAGGAAAAUGUUUACUGAAUUAGAAGCAUGUUCAUCACAAAAAGAAAAGGAUGAAGUACUGUCACAAUUACAGCCAGUGAUAACAUAUGCCACUAUUGCAGUGGAUGAAUGUGAUUUUGGUACCGGAUUGGAGAUUGGUAUUGAUUUGUUCUGCUCCGGUCUGAAAGAGUUACAAUCUAAUGCAGCAUCCAGUCUGUCUACUGUAUAUUCUUUGUUGAAAAGAGAUGCAUUUGCUAAAAUUAUUAAGGUACAUUUGAAACAUCGAAGAAAAGGGCCAAAUAUGUCAGUUUUUUGAAAAUAAUCAUAAGAAUAUAAAUCCAUUUAAUUUUUUUUUAUUUAACUUUUAUUGGACUUGUGCCUUAUACCUUAUUUAUUCUUGAUGCAGGUCAUUUAAAACUAUGAGAUAUUUAUGUAAUAAAAAAAAACAAUUU
Molecule: messenger RNA, 1536 nt
Organism: Papilio polytes (common Mormon)
Lineage: Eukaryota; Metazoa; Arthropoda; Insecta; Lepidoptera; Papilionidae
Gene: Hpf1
Product: UPF0609 protein CG1218
Exons: 5
Coding region: 135-1400 (421 amino acids)
Biological process (GO): regulation of protein ADP-ribosylation; DNA damage response
Cellular component (GO): nucleus
Molecular function (GO): histone binding; poly-ADP-D-ribose binding
Source: RefSeq, a predicted model, not a curated record